AUGGAAGAGAACGGGCGCGUCCAGUUGAAAAAGGAACGAAAAGGUUUUUGUAGAAAGUUGAGAGACUGGUUCGACUGGAAGAGACGCGCCCGGAAACAGGAAGGAAAGAAUUUUAUUGGGGAUAACGGACCUGUUAAAAAAGACAUUGAAAGAGUUUAUUGCAGCGAUAUGGUUGAGGCUAAAUUAAAAAAUUAUAGCAUGAUUAAUGUCAUUGGUCAGGGUGCCUAUGGGAAGGUACUUUUGGCCGAAUCAAAGGCAACUAAAGAGCUUUAUGCUCUGAAGGUUAUACAGAAAAAUCCCCUAAAGCCUCAGAAGACAUUUGAUAGGUUCCGCAUCGAAAAGGAGAUCUUAGAAACUUCUAGAAACAAUCCAUUUAUAGUGAAAUUUCAUUCUUCUUUCGAAACUCCCUCCAAAUAUAUAUUCGCUCUCGAAUACGUAAAUGGUGGUGACCUACGUCGGUUCAUGAGAAAAACAGGGAAACUGUCAGAGGAUUCUGCUAAAUUCUAUUUAUCGGAGAUUAUAGUUGGGCUAAAUUUUCUACAUUCUAUGGGAAUAGCCCAUAGAGAUCUCAAACCCGAGAAUGUGCUCAUAGAUAAAGAUGGGCACAUUCGAAUUACAGAUUUUGGAUUAAGCAAAAUCGGUCUAAAUGGUAACAAAAAAACUCGGAGUUUAUGUGGGACCCCAGCUUACCUGGCCCCUGAAAUGAUAUGGUGCAAAGGCUAUGGGUUUAGUGUCGAUUUUUAUGCCCUAGGAAUCAUUAUGUAUGAGAUGUUGACUGGAAACGAGGCAUUUGUUUAUGCGCAAGAGCAGAGAAGAACUUUGUGUCAAAGACUAUUUGGAAAACGCAAAACAAUGGGAAUAACAAGUAUAUCAGAAGAGGCAUCUGCGGUAUUAAAAGGAUUCUUACAAAAAAAUCCGAAAAAAAGAUUGGGGUGCCAUCCCCAAUCCGGUUUCAAGCAGAUGGUUUCCAUGCCAUUUUUUAAAGCGAUUGAUUGGGAACUGCUCAAAGCUAAAAAAGUUAUACCUCCAUAUAAACCAUCACUGAGUGGAAGAACGGAUAUCUCAAAUUUCAAUUCAAAAUUCAGGGCUCAGGAACCUAUAUUAACUUCAGAAUCCCAGUAA
Molecule: messenger RNA, 1122 nt
Organism: Gordionus sp. m RMFG-2023
Lineage: Eukaryota; Metazoa; Nematomorpha; Gordioida; Chordodea; Parachordodidae
Product: atypical protein kinase C-like
Exons: 10
Coding region: 1-1122 (373 amino acids)
Biological process (GO): protein phosphorylation
Molecular function (GO): protein serine/threonine kinase activity; ATP binding
Source: RefSeq, a predicted model, not a curated record